This is a messenger RNA of Klebsormidium nitens, 1597 nucleotides long. NCBI's taxonomy places the organism in Eukaryota, Viridiplantae, Streptophyta, Klebsormidiophyceae, Klebsormidiales, Klebsormidiaceae. The record is from the annotation of a GenBank genome assembly.
GGAGAACAAGAUGUGCAAGGAACCUUGUGGGUUGAGUUCAUCUGGCUUUCAGAGCACUCGUGAUGCUCAGCUCUGAUUUUGACAUCCUUCUGCUGCUGACCAAGCCUGCAAACCCUAACUUUCAAAUUCUAGGGUUCCGGUUAUCCAGUUGGGGCGACGCCCCGACGCCACCGACGCCACCAGAGUUUCGCCGCCACCGGCGCUACUCAUACAAGCUUGACACGUCAUCAAAUCUACCCAUGUUAGCACCGUUCGGCCAUGGUGUUUCUUCGCCUAUUUUGCGCAUUGUCAGUCGCGGCGCGCUGCCCUCGCAAGAUUGAGAGAGUCUGGCAAAAGGUUUCCUUGCUUGCACUUUUGGAAGAAGGCGGUACAAACUGCUGUUGCGCUCAACUUUCUUUUUAAAAGCUCAGGGAGUCUGGUUGGAUCGUAUUUCAAGUGCCACCCAUCAGGCAAACACCGGGUUGGGCUGCACGAAUCCGUGCUCAUGGACUUCAACUUCAGUCCUUGAGUUUGCAAAACAUUCUGUGCGUCAAGGAGGUGCACUUUUUUGGGUGCACUUUCUGGGGCAGUCAUCGUACUUUAAUAGUGUGCAGAGUUCAUAUGUGAAUCCAAGCGGCGGCCCUGUGCCACCUUUGUUGAGACACCUUAUGGGAGCAGCCUCUGAUCCUGCACGUGCUUGAGCACCACCGCAAAGAUCAGCCAGAAAAACUCAAACUACAGCCCAAAAACUCUUAGCAAUUGGGGCUGCCUCCACGGCAGAGGUGGUUGAAGAAUGGCCGAAGCGGAGGCGGCAACUUACGAGGAGGGGGAGGAUGAGGAAGAGAAGCGGGAGAUUGGCAAGCUGGCGGUGUGGACUGUGACAAGCGCAAAGCCGGGGAAUGGGGUUGAGCUCAUGAGGGACGACAACCUUGAAACAUACUGGCAAUCAGACGGGGCGCAACCCCAUCUUGUAAAUAUUCAGUUCCAGAAAAAAGUGAAGCUACAGCAAAUCGCCAUCUACAUCGACUUCAAGCUGGACGAGAGCUACACACCGAGCAAAAUUUCGGUCCGGUUGGGAAAUAGCUUCCACGAUCUGCGGGAAAUACGGCAAGUCGACCUAGAAGAGCCCGUUGGAUGGAUCUACAUCUCGCUAAGACCAAACGACUCGAGUUCCGUUUUUCUGCGCGCGUACUUGGUCCAAGUGGCCGUGCUUGCCAGCCACCAGAACGGGCGGGAUACCCACAUGCGGCAAGUCAAGAUCUACGGACCACGCACAGAUGUAGUACGAGCUAUGGGACACCCGAUGCGCUUCACAAGCGAAGAGUUUAAUAUGUAUGCGACGAUCCGAUGACAAACUCCUUUGAAGUAGAAUAUUUUUGCAGUUUAUACCGCUCAGAAGUUGAUCUGGGGGUUUGCACGCGCACUUUGGAUGCAAACUGGGGUUGCUUGAAGUCCGAUUCCAGGAAAGGGUUGCACGUACGUGUAGUCUACGACAUUGUAUGCAUCCAUUUCAAAGGGUCGGGCGAAGCGUGUGCCAGCGCAACCCUGAAUUUGACUGAGUGACUGUCAUAUCGAUGAUCGGACCAAGCCGCGCUCAUAAUCCCAUCGGUCGUUACAA